AUGGAGGACAUGGUGACUGACGGUGGAGGAACUGAGGAUGAGCAAGAUGAUGUGCUGCUCAACGGUGAGUUUGACCUCGAGAAAAUUGAAGAAGAGAUUCGAAUGGAAAAAAUUCGACAAGCCGCCUCAAAGCAUUCAUGGGAGAAUUUCUCACAGUACCUUCGUAAAAAUCUCAUGGAGAAACGCAUCGUGCUGGACGCCGAUGAUCGUGAUGACGUGCAGAAUGUAUUGAGCGAUCUCCGAAAGCACAUGCCAUCAGAAGAGAACGGAGACUUCAUGGCGCACUUACGUCAGUUGGCUGAUAGUCUCUCGUGUGAAUUCCAAGCGCAGCCUGGCUACUAUGCUUUAAAGAGUGCCGAAUUGUCAGUGGAAAUUAGUAUGGACGGUGCACAAGUGUCUACCUGUACAGUGUCGUGGUUUGGUGAGCCCCCAACUGAGGCGAAUAUACUCAAAAAGUUGAUCACUCAGAACAAGUGGGGUACCAUAAAUAAUACUCUUUCGGUGAUGCUCAAGCUUAUUCCAUCGGCUCUUCAACGCGAAGAGAAAUGUGCGUGUAUGCGAUCAUUGGAGUUGAUCGAGAAAGACCUUCUGAACGCUUCUGUGAAUUCGAUCGAACUCCUGGAAAAGGAUCGUGUUUCUUCCACAGCAUCAUCUUCAUGCUCGUUAACUUCAUUACCUCUCAUCGACAAAAUCAAUUCGGGUCUUCUGGCAUUAUGUCAACCUCGCACUGAAUCUUCGCCAUUCACGAUACAUCUCAUCGCCGAACCAAAUGUGUUCUUUGAUCUGCAGUCAUCAACAUUUCUAGAUGCUGAUGAGCAAGCGAUAAGUGACUGCUCGAUAUUACCCUGUGCACGACUUUCGGUAGUUCCAGCACCAACGCCACAACUCUUCUCUGAUACAUCACUCUUCUCUGUAAUGAGUAAUGAAUGGUGUAACGUCGAGUCGGGAUGUAGGUUGCCAGCCACAUAUCGCCUUCGUUUCUCACGACCAAUCAUUUUUGGUGUUGAUUCGUUGAGGAAACUCUCAAGUGUUGCAGUUCUGCCGUUGAAUAUUGAGGGCACAGGUGGAGAUGCAACCGGAGUGGAUGCUAGUUCUGCUGUGGUCACUAAUAAACUUAACUUAUAUCAGUACCUUCGCGGUGAAGAUGAAGUGCAUAUUUCAAACUUUUUUGUUUUGUUAUUAUCGUCGUUGUUAAUACUUAAACAAAACGAAUUUGGAGCUUGUAAAUUCGAAAACAGUAUCUAUAAGUUGUCGUCGGGACAAAUUCGAAAUGAUUUGUUAGUCAGUCUGCCAGGAUGUGUAACACAACGUUAUGUACUCGAUCAGCUGAUGACGAACGCUCAUGAUGCUGGAAUUGUACGCGAGGUGACAUUUAUGCAUCCACGCGAUGUGCCUCUGAUAGUGGACACGGUUCGAACACAACUAGCGCAUAAUGCCCUCUUCGAGAGUCUGUUACGUGCACAUAAUCCGAAUGCUUCGUUGAGUAAUGCGCUCGAAAUACGACUCACUUCGGCAUCUACAAUCGUACAUUUCUAUAUUAAUUGUUGUAUUGAUAAAAUACAUGCCCAUCUAUUGUUUGUAGCUCGCAUAAAUGUGUCAUCUGGAAACAUGAGUGCUUCAAUUGAAUCGGUCGCGAGUGGUGCUGUUUUGGCUGAUGAAACACAAUAUGCUACCUCAAUUCUGGCCAAGUCAUGGUCAUUGGGAGUUAUGAUGCGCGGGGUGCUACGUCGGGGUGGAGCGGGUGGAAUGCAGGUCACUACGCUUAGCGAUGAUAGUGCGGUCCCAGAAAUGAAAGAUGAUAGUAAAAAUGAUAAUAAACAGAAUAAUAUUCUAUCGAAUGGGUUGUUUUCAAAUGAUGAUGUUAAAGUUUCACAAUGUUGGUUGAGUGUUUCUAACAGUGCAUCGCAACAUAAAAGUGACUUCGAAUUUCGAGUUGCCGAUGAAGAUACACCCAGCGGGACACGUUCACUGUUAGCCCUAUUCAAGGAACUAGAGCACGUUGAGGAGCUGAUACCCCCCGUGGCACAAAAUCCCGGUGCGCAUACCCCGUCCGCCCCACCGCGCAUCGGUGAAAUGCUUGCGCCUCGAACCAGUCGCAUACACUCGGAGAACACGAUGACUAUCAAUGCACUCUCCGAUCUGGUUUCAUUUGUUAACUUCAAGGAUGCAAUCUGUGACAUGGCUGCAAAUUUCGACGAUGGCGAAUCGAACAUGUCAGAGCACAGUGGCCGGUCAUCUAUCGUAGAGCGUUGUUCACCGUCUGCAGUUGAGGUGCAAAGGCUCCGUGCACAGCAACAAGUUCCUCCGCAGUCACCCAGUAACGAUCGUUAUCGUGCUGCGCAAAUCAAUCCAAUUCCCCAACUGUCACCGUUAGAGAUAGCUAGACAGCGGCUAGCCCGUUUUCAGCAAACUCCACUGAGCAACACUCCAGACGUGUUUGAAUUCGAUGAACCACCACGUAUGGCGAACGCUACAACUCCGGCAUCAGCAUCUACGUUCAGCCCAUCACAACAGUUUCAGUUUCCCGGAGGUGUCAGCCAAAGUGGUUAUCAAUUUGCAGCAAUACAGUCGACAAGAGGCUCGAUGACGGGCGCAGCUCCGCUAGUUAAACGACGUGGUCGUGGUCGUAAGGCGGCUAAUAUUGGCGAUCGAACGGGUAGCAUUGAUCACGCACACGCUACCGCUGUGCUAGAUCCAAGCACUGGGCUGAUGACACAGACUGCGACCAGGCGACCUCGAGGAACGGUUAGCACGCGUCGACCAAGACGUCCACGGAAAGCAGCUCAGCUGGCUGCAUCGCAGACAUAUACUCAUCAGUUCUCAUCCAUGGAGCGGCCGUUAUUGCAACGUUCCUUCUCAGACAUUCAUUAUUCACCGCAACUUUCGGCGCCUGCCCCAGCGUCGAUAGUGUCGCGAUCAGAAACCGUUUCUGAAGUUGACGGAAUCGAAGAAUCAUCCGAUGAAGAAACUGAUCCUCCACCACCGACCCGUUUAAAUGCGGCGCCGGCUCAACCACCUGCGCAGUCAGCUACAAGCCUGCCUCCACCCACAGCGAACCCACCCACCACCCCGUCGUCAACCGCCCUUCUCCCUCAACACCAACAAGCAACUGGAUCGUCUUCUGCUGCACCUUCCGUGUGUUGCUCACCAACCACGACUGUCACCAGUAAACAGGCCACUGCAAGUUCUGUAUCGUCGUCAGUUGCGUCAAGUGGUGGCAGCAGUACGGGAGCAAAUACACCAAUUGGAGCAUCACCGUCAACCGUUUCGUCAGGACAUAGUGGUGGGGGUGGAGGUGGGGGUUCGGCGAUCGGAACGCCAUCAUAUCAGUCGAAUUCGAAUAGAGCUCCAAAGAAGAGUACUCUCGAGGCAGUUGUUGGUAAACUGCACCAUAAAUCAUCGACUUCGGCUGCGGGCAGUACGGCCACGACCCCGACAUCGUCGAAUAAUCCAUAUGCCGCGUCUGAUUUGUACGACGAUGAAUCUGAACCACAGCAAACAACAGCAGCAAAGCCACAGCAGUCACCGCAUUUGAAACGUGAGGAUUCUGCACCACAGUUACAAGGAUUGUCAGGAUCAACGUCAGCGUCACCGCUCGGUGGAUCAGUUACAGGGGCUCGUGCUUCACCAAGUUCCAGAAUAACCCCAGCUCCUGGCUCGUUAUCGUCAACCUCAUCAGCAUCUGCUGGUGGAACAGCAACAUCCAUAACUGCUGUUGGAAUGCAAUCCACCGAUCAACAGCAGCAGCAACAGCAGGGAGCAGCACCUCAAUCGCAGACGCAAUCGAAUUUAUCACAGCAAAGCAAUUCGGAUCUUAAGAUCAUGAUUAAACUCAGACAACAAACAUCGGUCGCACCAACGACAACAUCAGCCAGCAAACAGUCCUCUGCUCAGCAACAACAGUAUCCAUCUACCAUAUCACCUUCAUUGCGUCUUACCGGACAACCGCCCUCCUCAUCGAGAUCUCGAGAGGAGAAAGCGCUGCUGAAGCAACGACAGCUGAAGGAGAAAGCUAGACUCCAGGAAGAACGCUCUCGGAAAGCAGCGAAACGUGAAAGGAAGAGUGAUUCAUCUGUACUUAGCAAGAAACAAAAGUUGGAUCGAGCAUCAUUGUCGUCGUCCAUUGAGCAAAGGCUGCAACCACCCCGAGUUGAACUUCCUCUCCAAGUUCCAGCCUUCGCAAGCCUUAAGAAUUUCAAAAUUCCUAAGGUGAUGGAAAAUGAACGAAGUGGUGAUUCAGCAUCGACAAGCACACAGUGUCAGUCACAGCAGUCAUCAAGCAGCACAUCCACUAAUAAUGCGAAUGUGAAUACGAGUAGUGCUAUUACGUCCACCCCUAGUAACAACACGGUCAGUAACGCUGGCACGACCUCAGUCAGUAACGCGCUCUCAACCACCGGCAGUACCUCAUCCUCUAUGUCCAUUUCGAAUGGUCAUCCGCCCCAGCUCCUUCAAAAUCAGCUCCCAUCUUCAUCCACCUCGUCAAUAUUUCCCUCACCACCGUCAUCCAAACCAACAAAGUCGAUUCUCAAGUCGUCAUCGGUCACUCCAAUGGACACUCAGCAAUCCGGACCUCCACCGCCAAAUAUGUACCGUUCGAUGCCAGUGUUGCCAAUGGUUCCUGGAAGUGGACGACGAGCCCUACUGCCGGAUCCACGUACUGUCAUGCAUCACCCUUCCAGAACGAUAUUGCCGCCGUCCAGAAUGAUGCAUCCUCCGAUGAACCUGUCGGCGAUCGCAGCACCACCACCGCCGUCGUCAACCGGUCGCUGGAUGGCACUCGCCCCUCCAAAACAACAACCCUCUCCCAAAAAUCCGAUUCUACCCGAGCAACUCCCAUCCUCCUCCCUCAGCUCAAACACGGACAAAAGUCCUGACUCGAACACAUUUUCGAAAUCGGCUGACAGUCCUUCUGAAGCACUGAAAAUCGUCGGUGAUGAUGAAUGA
Molecule: messenger RNA, 4947 nt
Organism: Anisakis simplex (herring worm)
Lineage: Eukaryota; Metazoa; Nematoda; Chromadorea; Rhabditida; Anisakidae
Source: the annotation of a GenBank genome assembly